Molecule: messenger RNA, 1012 nt
Organism: Prorocentrum cordatum
Lineage: Eukaryota; Dinophyceae; Prorocentrales; Prorocentraceae
Source: the annotation of a GenBank genome assembly
UCACGCCGUUGGACCCGACGGAAUCCAGCUCUGAACGACCGGGGCCGCGUUCGAUCCAAGGCUGAACGAUCGACGCGGUGCCAAAGACCCCUUGGCGCGUGCCGACGCCGCGCGACCCCGUUCGGAUGCUCCUCGGCGUCGCAGCGCGCCGCAGCCGAGCGGAUCCGCGAGCCGCGCGCGCCAUGUUCGCCCGGCGCGCGGCCCGCGGCGCCUCCCUGCUCCGAGCGCCGCGCCCCGCGCGCCGCGCCGCGGGCGGGCCGGGCGCCGCGCGGCACGGCCCCGGCCAGGGCGCCGAGGCCGAGGCCGCUCACGGCGGGUCCAGGUAUCUGAAGACGCUGGGGGCGAGCAUCUCCUUCGAGCUGGUUGUCGGGGGUGCCCUGGGCCUCGCGCUCCUCGACUACUGCCUGAGGUCGGGCGGCGAGACCGCGGAGUCGGAGGACGAGGUCCGGAAGAGGGACGCGGCUUGGCGGCAGCAGGCGGCGGCUCUGAGGGCGUUCUACGCGGCGCAGCCGGCCGGUGAGAAGGCACCCCCAGAGGAGGGCACGGACCUGGCCCGCUUCGUGUUCUCCAACCAGCGGCUGCACCGCAUGCCCCUGGGCCUGCCCGCGUGGAAGGCCCAGGAGCUGGAGUCCAUCGAGGGCUGGUCGUGGAGGAUCACACGAGCCCGUACGUGAGCGGCUGCUGGUGCCCGGAGCAGAUGGUCGAGUCGCAGGCGUCCCUGGGCCCGCGCCGCCCCGCAGGGCCGCUGGAAGAGCAGGCGGGGGACCGCUUCGCCACGAUGCUGGACCGCCGCCGUCCACGUCCGAUCAUCUGGGCCCUCUUCCAGCGCGUGGCCUGGAUCACCGGCGGCGAGUGACAGCGAGCGGUCCCUGAGCGGAGCCGCCGCGCGCUGUAGGCGCAGCGAGGCGCAGGGAGGCGCAGUGCGCAUCGUCCCUGCCGUCCUCGCCGUCCGCCCCUUCCUCUGCGUCCCCCCCCGCACUCCGCCAGGCCCCGCUCGUUCCUCGUUCGGCUC